Drosophila albomicans is the source of this 6306-nucleotide messenger RNA. It is a transcript of the gene Gapvd1, whose product is annotated as receptor-mediated endocytosis protein 6 homolog. The record is from RefSeq and is a predicted model, not a curated record. The transcript is spliced from 7 exons. Gene Ontology annotation, cellular component: cytosol; endocytic vesicle. Bases 329 to 5620 code for a protein of 1763 amino acids. Lineage: Eukaryota; Metazoa; Arthropoda; Insecta; Diptera; Drosophilidae. Gene Ontology annotation, biological process: vesicle-mediated transport; regulation of GTPase activity. Gene Ontology annotation, molecular function: small GTPase binding; guanyl-nucleotide exchange factor activity.
UGACUGUGAUUGUAUUUGUUGUAAUGCGUCGCUUUCAUUCAUAAGUCGUCGCUGGUGCUGGUGGCUUUCUUUGCAUCAACAACAAAUCAACGUUUGGCCUUCGCAUAGUAUCUGCGCGCUCGCUCGCACCAACAGAGGCGCCCACAUAAUUGGCUGUCGCUGUCACGUUCACGUUCCCGCUCCCACUUCCACUCCCAUUCUCUGACCAGCAUUGGCAUCGCCCCUUCCUUGUCUUGCCACCAUCAUCUUUGCUAUUGCAUUUCCAUUCAUUUGACGAUUCGUAUCGUAUUCGCCGUUAUAUUCAGUGCAUGCCAGCUACGGCUUCAGCAUGGAGCCCACAGCUGCUGCCGGCAAUCUGCUGGAGAUCAUGGAUCUGGCCCGAACCCUUCGCCAGGAACAACUCUUCAUCCAGCACGAACAGGCGGCGUUUGCACAGCUCACCGGAGCCUUGGAGACGAAUGCGGCAACCAUAACACAGCUGGCGUACAUCUGCGCCCAACAAAGACAGAAUCUGCAUGAUCUGCUCUUAACCAGAACGGAUCACGAUCCAUUUGCCUGCUGUCGCCGUGCCAGCGCCUACGACAACGCUCCCUUUCUGGAUGCCAAGCAGGUGUUACCCUACGAGCAUGCCCUGGCCUAUGAGGAUCUGUUCAACUACCUGUACAACACACCGUAUUUGCUGGCCAUGUCGCUGGCGACAGCGGAUCGCCUGUCGCUGGUGUCGCCGUCGCAGCUGGAGCAGAUUGUGCACACAAUUGCAACCGGACUGUAUGGGAAUGCGAUCAACACAAAGGACGUGGAGCUGCUGCUCAAGUUGCUGCGCGAACUGAUCGAGAUGCAGCUGCUGAGCAGCGAGCAGCCGCGACGAUUGCUGCGGACCAAUGGCAGCGCAUUCGCCCGUCUCUAUCAGCGUCUUGUGGAGUCGCUCUUCUCGGCUCGGAUCUUUCUUACAGCCGCGUUGCACGCUCCGCUGAUGGCAGUGCUGAGCGAGCACGAGGCGCUGCUCGAUGUCGAUCCCCACAAGCUGUUGCAGAGCUUCACGGCCCGUGAACGGCAGCGACGCUUUGGCGAGGACGAGACGAGCGCCAACUAUCAACGGAAUGUGGUCCGAUUCCAUGCCGAGACGCUGGGCAAGCUGCACGCCCAUGCUCAGGCAUUUGUACGGAGUUUGCAGCAGAGCUGGUCGCUGUUUCCCAGCUCGCUGCGUUGGCUGCUGCAGACGCUGGGCCAGCAGCUGCGACAGACGCAACGGCACAGCGAUCACGAGAUACGCCAACUGCUGUCGGAUCUGGUGUUCACGCACUUCAUUUGCCCGGCGAUCGUUAGCGCCGAUCUGGUGGGCAUCAUCGAUGUCAAUGUGAGCGAACAGAUGCGCCACAAUCUCAAUCAGAUUGUGCAGCUGCUGCAGCGUCUGGCGUUGAGCGACGAGGCCAGCGAAUUGGCCCACCUCAUGGAGAUGCUGCUGGUGGGUCAAACCGGCGAGGAUGUCGUCGCCAUACUGCCGCAGCAGAGCGACUUUGAGCGCGCCCAGCUGGCGAUCAAUCAGCGUGAACUGCAGCACUUCGUCGACUUCUUUCGCCUGCUGGCGCCUCGAGCCGAAUACGAAGUGUCCGCCGAGCAGCGACAGCGUCUGCAGCGGAUUCUCUCGCGCAUCCCCAAGACGGAGGCGACGGUGGUCUCCAAUGCCAGCGCAAUGCCGCCGCCGUCGCAAACAGUUGCAGAGGAGAAGAGCACAACGAAUGGCGCGAAGCGUUCGAAUAAAGGGCUGAUGCGGCUGGGCAAGGCCACCAAAAAGAAGCUGGCCAAGGGCAUGAGCUUCAGCAGCACUUCGAAUUCCAACUCUCACUCUCACUCCAACGCCAAUUCCAAUUCGAAUGCCAGCCAUGGUCAUGAGUCUGCUGCUGGCAACGGGAGUGCAGCAUCAAAUGGAACAGCGACGACAACGACGGCGGCGGCGAAUGGCGAUUUGGAGCAAUGCUCGUCCUCGCAUAGUGGCAGCAACACCAGCCUCAGUUCGUGUGGCGCCACAGCAGCGGCAGCAGCAGCGGCUGCCACGACAGCGAAUCCUGAAGCGGAUGCCGUCGAUGGCAACGAACCGGUGUUGAUGUUCAGCAUUUACAAUGCGGCUGCAAAGUGCAAACUGAAGCCACUCACCGAGGAGGAUCUGCUGAAGAUGAACUGCAUUGGACAGGAGAUUGCGCCGUCGGUGGCCGUCGUCACAGCGGCGCCUUCGUCGAAUGCGGACGAUGCGAGCAGCUUGGAGGCAAUGCGUCGGCCGCACGAUGAUGCCUCCAUUGGCAACUCGGACAAUCUGGAGGCGAUUAGCGAGGCGGCGCACUCGGUGAAUCAUUCGGUGGCCAGUUCGCUCGAUCUCGAGGAGCAGCAGGAGCGCGAUGUCCAUGAUGCCGAGAACGAUGACAAUCUCUCCGACAUGGUCUCGGCCAAUGUCUCGGGCCGUGGCACGCCCAACAUCAGUGGCCGCGAUACGCCCUCGUCGCAGGUGACGGACGGCGAUGGAGCUGCCGGUGAUCUGGCGCAUCAUGUGCCGCGUCCGACGCCACAGAUGCAGAACAUGCUGUUGUCCAAGGUGCGAUCCGAUAUUGAGGACAAGUUCUGCAAGUUUGAGCUGAAGAAAUUCGAGGGCGACGAGAACGUGAGCAUCAUAUCGGACACAUGGUCAACGGAUGUGCUCGCCAGCGACUCGGAGAACACGCUCGACGCCAGCAGCGAGCAGCAGCGUGGCCGCGAACGUGAGCGAGAGCGGGAACGAGAACGGGAGCGAGAACGUGAGAGAGAGCGCAACUUCUCGACGCCAUUGAUACCAUCGGCUGUUGUCUUGCCCGGCGACAACAACAACUUUGUGGUGGAGGCUUUGGCACGUGCCGCGGCACCCGCCGCCCUGGACGCUUCGGAUCAGCGCUCCGAAUCCAACUGGAGCACCGAUGUGCUGGCCAGCGACUCGGAGAAGCUGGCCGAGAUCGAUACGGACGACAAUGUGAGCAUCACAGCCAAGUCAGACACGGCAGCCCCGCUUGCGCUCGCUGUGGUCCUCGACGAUGGCGAACAGACGCCCGGCAGCAGCGGCGAUGGCGAUGGUGCGGAUCCUGACGGCGAUGGGGAUGGCGAUGGCGAUGGCAACGGAAAUGCGAGUGCUAGCGAGCGUAGCCAAGAGGAUUCGGCAUUCUUCGAUGCGGUCAAUUCUUAUGAUGAUGCGCAUCACUAUCAGGCGGCAUCGUCGCUGGCCCGCAGCUCGGUGCGCACCAGCUAUCAUGGCUUGGGUGGCGACAGUGGCGACAGCAGCUUCCAGCAGCAGUACAAAUGCAGCGCAGCCGAGGGCAGGAAGAGCACUCCGCUCAUGGGCACGGCGUGUAUGCGUCGCCAGACGUCAGCCGAGAGCAGCAUAUCGAAUCAGAGCCUCAAUCUCGAGGAGCCGCAGUCGAGCAGCAAACAGCAAUCGUUGUCCUCGCAUCACCAUCAUCAUCAUCAUCAUCACCACAAGAAGAAGAAACAACAGCAGCAGCAACAGCAGCGAGAUCUGAUCGAUUUCAGUGACUACAGCGAGGACAAGGAUGAGCCGCCUGGCUUGGUGCAGCAGCUGCUCGAUAAGUUUGGCGACGAGCAGCAGCAUCCUCGCCAGCAUCAGCAGCAGCAGCAAGUGCAUUCACGUCCCUCUCUUGGUCAUGGAGUCGAGCAUCGUCGCAUCUCCAUGGAACAGCGCACGGCGGGCAUCGAUGGACGACGCAACGGGAUAUUGGCGGGCAGCGAAUCGGCGCGACGACAUCAGAGCUUAAACUACGAAAACCACGAGAUCAUGCUGCAAGGCAUUACGAUGCACGCGACCGAUGAGCGACCGAAGACCGAUGAUGACAAGCAGCAGGAACUGCAGUUGCUCUGCGCCCAAACGCAACAGUUGCAGCUGCAGCACGAUGCGGAUGCCACCACCAGCAGCAGCACACCGGCUGCCACGGCGGCGGGGGGUAAACCGAGCAAAGCCACCGGCGCCAUACCAAAGAGCAUUAGCUUCGAUGCCAGCGCAGACAAGGAGAAGCAUCGUGGCCAGCAGCAGCGAGAGCAACGCGAUCAGAGCGGCAGCAUUCUCAAUAAACUGAAGCAGGGCAUCUUUAAGAAUCGUCGCAACAACAGCAACAGCAGCAACAACAACAAGUCAGCCUCAUCUUCGUCGUCGUCGGGUGCUGCAGCAGCAACUUCGUCGGCGAAUCAACGAUUGAGCAUCCACAACGAUCAAAAUCGCAGCGUUAGCUUCGAUCCGAGUGCCGCAGCCGCGUGUAUCAACUUUGCCGCUGACCACGCCCACGCCGACGCCCGCUCGUCGCAUUCGCACUCCCAUUACUGUGAUAGCAGCGAGGAUAUUCUGGCCAAGUAUCGCCGCAAAGUCAGCAGCUCCAGCGAUGCCACCAACUCGGACUCCACGGGCAACGGACAUGUCCAUGGUCACGGGCAUGGGCAUGGGCACAGUCACGGACUUGGUCAUGGACAUGCUCACAGUGCAUCAGGAACGGCGCAUGGGCAAGUCACCAAUGGCGGCCAAUUGCCCGGCGUUGUGUUCAGCAGCGUGAAACAGAAGCUGCGCACGGUGCUCUCGAAGACGGAUCUGCACAGCGGCGACUUCCGGCAGACGACGCUGAAGCCGCUGGAGGCGACGCCGCUGCAGACGUAUCUGCAGAUUCAGCUGGCGCAGUGCAUCAGCCUGCAGCGGCUGCCGCAGAUCUCGCAUGUGGCCGAGGCGAUGCGUUGCCUCGGCCAGCUGGAGCGGCCGCAGCAUGCGCAGCUCUUGCUGGAGCUGCAGCACGAUCUGGAGCGGCGCAAGAGCUAUCUGCAGUAUUUGCUGGUGCAUCGCCAGCAGCUGUUGCUGCGCUCCGAGCAACUGGAUCAGCUGGAGAAGCGAUUGCGUGGCGAGGCGCGUAGCUGUCAGCGUUGCAUGCUGCAGUCGUUGGUGCGCUUGUAUCUGGGGCGACAGCAGAGCAAGCUACAGGCUUUCCAAGCGGAGUUUGCCCUGCUCAGCGUCAGCGAUGAGCGUGUGGAGUUGAUCGAGGAGUUUGUCGAGGGACUGCUCGAGGAGUUGCGCGAUGGCGGGCUGCAGGAUGAGUUCCAACGCGAGGCGGCACGCGAUGCCAUCGAACGUCUGCUGCUCGAGCAGAUGUACGAGCAGGUGAUGUUCCCCAACGAGGAUGCGGAUGUCUCGCGCGACGAAGUGCUUGCGGCGCACAUUGGCAAGCUGCAGCGUUUCGUCCAUCCGGCGCAUCCUGCCCUCUGCAUUGCCCAGGAGUAUUUGGGCGAGGCGCCGUGGACCUUUGCCCAGCAGCAACUGUGCCACAUGGCUGCGUACAAGACGCCGCGCGAGAAGCUGCACUGCAUCAUCAACUGCAUCUCGAGCAUCAUGAGUUUGCUGCGCAUGUCAAGUGGUCGCGUGCCAGCGGCAGACGAUGUCCUCCCCGUGCUCAUCUACGUAGUCAUUAUGGCAAAUCCUCCGUAUCUGCUCUCGACAGUGGAGUACAUCAGCUGCUUUCUCGGCAAGCGGCUGGACGGCGAGGAUGAGUUCUAUUGGACGCUCUUCGGUUCGGUUGUGAAGUUCAUCAAGACCAUGGACUACCUGGAUUAAUGAUGAUGCUGAUCCUUUUGUUGUUGUUUUGCGGCGCUUGCCAACUUGCUGCAGCGAAGCUGGCUGACCCAAUUGUUGUUAUAUCUUUACAUUUAUUUAGUGUCCUAAGUAUAUUGCAUCGAGUUCUGUUUUAUUGUAUUUGUCCCAAUUCCUCGUUUUUUUUUUUUUUUUUUUGUGCGUUCAACUUGAUGUUCAGAGUCAGUUGUUUUCGUUUUUUUGGGCCAAGCUUCGCUGCACAGGCACGCUUUGAUAUUUCUACCUUAAUUUGUAUAAAAUAUAAUUCUACCGAUAUCUCUAUAUUUGUAUAUAUACUUACAUAUAUAUAUAUAUUUGUAUAUGCUCAGUUCAUGUAUCACGUUGUGUUUAAUGCAUAUAACACGAUAUGUAGUAUAUAUGUGUAUAUAUACACCAAGCAAAUCAAAGGCGGCUACAACAAGAAAUAAAAUAUGAGAAUUUGGAAAUUCGCUAUUUACGAUAGUUGCUAAGAACUGUCUUAACUAUUUUUCGAUGCCUGCAUUAUUAUAUUUGUAUACUCGUACUAUACUUAGUAGGUACUAUGCAUACACAGACAUAUUCAUAUACAUAUAUGUAUACCAUAUAGUAUAUAUAUAUAUAUAUAUAUUUAGAAGUAAACAUAAGCAUGCAUGGAACAUGAACAUGAAAAUCAACUUAAUAUUCCUUAUUGU